Rattus norvegicus (Norway rat) is the source of this 302-nucleotide messenger RNA. Lineage: Eukaryota; Metazoa; Chordata; Mammalia; Rodentia; Muridae. The record is from RefSeq and is a predicted model, not a curated record.
GGAGAGAAACAUCAUCCCCUGGCACUGACCUAAGGAAGAAUCAGGCCAUGAAGGAAAAGGAGAGGCUGCUUAAAGAGCUGCGGCUCAUUACCGAGGAGAGAAAUGACCUGAGAGAUCGCCUGAGGUUUCUGACAGAGAGAUCCAUGAAGAACAGGCCACACUUCAGGCCAAAUCCAUAUUAUGAAGACCUGGAGAGAAUGGAGGAGGCAGUCAUGUCAAUUCUGCACAACUUAGAGAUGGAGAACACUGAGGUCCAUGAGAACAACCAUAAGCUGAAGAAGGAGAUUACCUUCUCUAGGUAA